AUGACCUCACAUGCUCCCGAUAUCGUCACUCUCGACAAUCUGUCGCAGACUAUUACACCCUGGAACCCUCAAGGGGAAAGUCAACUCCAUGCAAUAGUUGAUAUGGGAAGUAAUGGCAUUCGAUUCUCCAUCACAUCACUAGCGCCUCCAUUUACACGCCUUCUUCGUCCCAUCUACUCAACUCGCGCUGCCAUUUCACUAUUUGAUGCGCUCAGGAACACACCUCAAGGUCUAGUAUUUCUUCCGGAAACCAUUGCUGCCGUUUCCAAGACGCUGGAGCGUUUUCAUCAACUCGCUGUGCGUCAUGGAGUGCCAGCGAGGCACAUCACCAUCCUCGCUACUGAGGCCAUGCGCCGGGCCGACAAUGCUUCUGAAAUGCUCGAGGCAAUUUCAUCCGCGACUAAUGGUCUCAGAGUGAGCAUACUUGAGCCCGCUGUUGAGACCCUCUUUGGCGCUGUCAUGGGCUCUCGCAGUGGUCUCGUUGGCGUUGAAGGUGGCGCUCUGUUCCUGGACCUCGGGGGCGGGAGCGUGCAGAUGACGUGGGUGGACACCAGCAAGCCAAACUAUGAGAUAGAUGCUGCCAGAGCUGGAGUGAGUCUGCCCUUUGGGGCCGCGAGAUUAAUUCGCGUGCUGCAAGAGCAGCCAGCCGAUGUUCAGGCUUCUGAGAUCUCAAAGCUUCAAACCGGCAUGCAACAGGCAUACGCCAACCUCUGCUCUAAGUUCCCUGCACUUGACGCCCUGAAAGGCUCUCAUGAAGAGGGUUCUCAUGUGAAUGUCUUCAUGUGUGGAGGGGGCUUUCGCGGUUAUGGCAGCAUGCUCAUGCACCAGGACCCUGUGAGCCCGUACCCUAUCCCCUAUACGAACGGUUAUACGGCUCCAGGCACACUAUUUUCCAAGGUUGAGCACAUGCGUCGUGUCAACGAGGAACACGACAGUCGAAUUUUCGGACUUUCAAAGCGUCGUCGUAAGCAAUUCCCUGCAAUCGCCACUGUCAUUGAUGCAUUGCUCGCGACGGUGCACAAUAUCGGAACCGUGACAUUCUGUGGCGGUUCGAAUCGUCAAGGUGCACUUAUGAUGAAACUCCCGUUCGAAAUCCGCGAGUGUAACCCUCUCGAUAUUCUUGCUGGAGUCACACUAGAUGAGAAACCCGUAUUUGAUGCUGUGUUGAACACGUUGGGAAGUGCUCUUCCUGCAGAGGUCGACUUCUCAUCCAUGCCUAACAUUUUGACUCCUGGGCUGGACUCUCUUUUUGUGCGGGAUAUUUGGACUCGACAGGGCCACGAUUCGGAUAACAACUCGUCGUUUGCACUGCAUCAUGCAAUUACCCGGGAUGCGGAGGUCCCUGGGCUCUCACACACCGGAAGGGCCCUACUGGCGCUCUCAGCCUCAGCUCGAUGGGGAGGCAUUCUAGGGCCCUUGGACUCACAGCUCCAGCAGAGUCUGUCGGCACUUCUUGAGAGCCAGCAUCUUGAUGCACCAUUUUGGGCUUCGUAUGUUGGCGCUGUAGCCGGGCUUAUAGCCAUGGUUGUACCAAUAAUCCCGAAAACCGCAGAGGAGGUGGAAAAUGCUAUCAGCAUAAAAGCACAUCUCAAGCAGACAGAGGAUAAAAGAGAGAGAAUCGUAUUAACGAUCAGAGUCGCCUCCGCCAAUGUAGCGGGUGUCAGUCUAGAAGAUCUCGCCGACAGGGUUGAGAAAACCGCCAAAAAGAAUGGAGGGAAGAAGCCAAGAUACAAGAUAACUGCCCAAGUGAGCUUAUCGCCAUGA
Molecule: messenger RNA, 1764 nt
Organism: Fusarium fujikuroi IMI 58289
Lineage: Eukaryota; Fungi; Ascomycota; Sordariomycetes; Hypocreales; Nectriaceae
Product: related to retrograde regulation protein RTG2
Exons: 3
Coding region: 1-1764 (587 amino acids)
Biological process (GO): regulation of transcription by RNA polymerase II
Source: RefSeq, a predicted model, not a curated record